GUUUUCAGCGUCGCUCUUUUCACAUUCUCUAUCUUUUUGGCACUCCAAGUGUUUGAUGAAUUGCCUAAGCGGUGGUGAAGUAGCUGUGGUCUGAGCUUAUUAAUUAUCUGGAGGAUUAUAUGGCUUUACCUUUCAUAGCUGAAUUGGCGGCGUCGGCGAUCAUCGAGGAUUAUGGCUUGACCUGCAAGUCUUCUUGACGAAACACUUCCAUUUCAUUUCCUCCCCUCUUCGGAGAAGCAUUCAAGAAAUUACUCCUCCCCAGUUUUUCCUUUUUGGAUCGAGUUUCAUCAAUUGGCCGCCUGAGUGGUGGUAAAGUCGAUCAUGGCUUUACCUUUCAUAGCCGAAUCCGCGGCGUCGGCGAUCAUCGGCAAUCUUGUCAGCACAUGCUUUUCCUACCUUGAGGUGUACCCGGCGCCCUUCCGCGGAGGCAUGCAGGACGAGCUCGAACGGCUACAGCACGCCCUUCCGCAGGUCCUGGCAGUCUUGACUGCGGUCGAGGGCGGUGCGCCGGACAUGGUGGAGAACAAGGCGCUGGAUGCGUGGCUGUGGCAGUUUAGAGACGCCGUGGAGAACGCGGAGGACGUGCUCGACGAGUUGGAGUACUACUCCAAGCUAAAGAAGACUGUAGAGGAGGCUCGAGAUGGCGAGGUGCGUGGUCUUCUAUCUAACUUGAAGAGAAAGUUUAAUAGUGUCUUUAAUUUCUUUAGCAAUGACACACUGAAGCGGUCGAGGGAGGCCGUCAAGGGGUUGGAUAGGGCCGUUGCCGAUAUGGGGCCAUUCCUUCAACUUGUUAAUGGGUUUUAUGGCCCUAGUGUCAAGCGUCAGAAGCUCGAAGAUAUCAUGAAAGCUCGAGAGACAAGCUCCACGGUAAUCAAAAGUGAGGUGCUCGGACGAGACAAGGAGAGGGACCGAAUAGUUGAAUGGCUGAUCAAACCGGGAGAUGGCGAUGUUGAUGUCUCCGCUUAUACAAUUGUUGGUAUCGGUGGGCUCGGGAAGACCACUCUUGCUAAACUAGUCUAUAGCGAUGAAAGAGUGCGAGAGCACUUCGACUCGAUUAUGUGGGUCUGCGUUUCUCUGGACUUUGAUGCAGCUGCGAUAAUAAGAAAGAUAUUAAACUACUCUCACUCAACUAGUCUAGAGGCUCUCCAUGAGGAUCUUAAACAAAAAGUUACAUCAAAAAGGUUUUUGCUCAUACUGGAUGAUGUUUGGAACGAUGAUAAAACGAUGGAGUGGGAGCAAUUGGUUGAACCUUUGAAAUUCGGACAGAGAGGAAGCAAGAUCCUGUUGACAACUCGGAUGGAUUCAGUUGCGGAUAUGGCGGCAAAAGCGAUGAAAUGCAAACGGGAAUCAUUAAAUCUAAAUGAGUUGGAGGAGAGCGACUGUAUGUCGCUUUUCAAUAAUUAUGCAUUCCUCGGUGUGAACCCUGAUGAUUAUAGAAACCUGCAGCUAAUCGGUGAGCAGAUAGUGAAGAAACUUGGAGGAAGCCCAUUGGCCAUAGAAGUCAUAGGAGGAAUGCUGAACUACUGCAUGGAGUAUGAAUAUUGGAAGAAAAUCCUGGAAGAAGACAAGAUGAAAUUACAAGAAGGAAAAGACAACAUCAUGGCAGUUUUAAGAUUAAGCUACGAUCACUUACCCACAGACUUACAACUCUGCUUUAGAUAUUGCAGUUUAUUUCCGCAGGAUUAUACGUUUAAGAGAAAAAAGUUGGUCAAUAUGUGGAUAGGUUCGGGUCUGAUUCCGAAAUCUAUUUGUGGCGGGCAAAGGCCAGAGGAUAAGGGAAAGGAGUAUUUAAAUCUUCUGACAAGAAAAUCAUUCUUUACUUGCACAACCUAUAAUAAUGGGUCGAAAAUUACUAAACAAUAUUUUAUGCACGAUCUACUGCAUGACCUAGCACAAUCAGUUUCUCGAGGAGAAUGCAUCAGAAUAGGAAGGGAUGAUGCAAGAAUUACUAUUCCACUGACUGUUCGACAUUUAUCUGUUGAAAAACUCAAUGUUCCUUCCAUUAGAGAGAUCUCCGUUCUUAAGAACGUGCGCACUCUAAUUGCUUCUGUUAAAGAGGAUAAUAUACCUGAAUUUAUCGAGGUUAUAAAAGGGUUUGAAAAGUUACGCCUAUUGAGCUUAUGCAACAAUUUUGAUUUUAGUAAAUCACCUGGUGCAUUUGAUAGCUUGAUACACCUCCGCUACCUAUCACUUCCACAACAGAUCGUUGAGAACAGAAGUAUUGGAUAUGAUGGCUUGACCAACUUGGUCAAUUUGCGUUCAUUUGAUGUUUCCAAUCAUGUGAUAAGAAAUAUUCCUUAUAUUAGCAAAUUACCCUUCAUCCACAAAUUACAGGAGUUUAUUGUCCGAGAGGAGAAUGGUUACAAAAUCAGUGAACUGAAGAACCUCAAGGACCUUCGUCACCUGCGUAUUGAUGAACUUGAAAAUGUGAGGAGUUCUGAAGAAGCCAUUGAGGCCAAUUUAAAUGGGAAAGAAUGUCUCAAAUCAUUGUCGUUGGACUGGUCUGUAGAUCGCUCUAAUUGCACAGAGGCGGAUGAGCAGCUCCUCGAUAACCUCUGCCCUCAUAUCAAUCUCAAUAAACUGUGCAUUGCACGAUACCAAGGUGCUAAAUCUCCAUGUUGGAUGACAGGUCUGUCGCUCAUCAAUUUGACAUCUAUCGAACUGAGGUUCUGUCAACAAUGGGAGCACCUCCCCCCUCUCGGGCAGUAUUCUUCGCUCCAAUCUCUAUGCUUGAUGGGACUGUAUGCAAUAAAGCAAAUAGAUUGUUCAUUCUUCGGAAGCAACAGCAGAUGUGCCUUUCCAUCAUUGAAGAAGUUACAGUUAUGGUACAUGCGUAACUUGGAGGAGUGGAUUGGAAUUGAUGAUAAGUGCAUGUUUCCUCAACUUCAUUCUAUGAGUAUUAUUGACUGCCCUAAUUUGAGGGAAAUUCCUACUCUGCCUUAUAGUCUAAGACAAUUGCUUAUUUCAAAGGUCGGAUUGACUGCUCUUCCAACAAUAAAUCAGGAUUACGCAAACAACAAUCAGCAAGAACAUUUUCAGGCUCUUGAAAGUUUAGUCAUCGGAGAAUGUGAGAAGCUCGAAUAUUUUCCAACAGAUUUUUUUGGGAAAUUCAAUGCCAUAAUAUCCCUGUGCAUAGGAGAUUGCCCGAAGUUGACAAAACGUGGGAUCUCGGACAUCCAAGUGCCCUCUGUACUCGGUGUUCUCAGUAUUGGGUCAUGUGGCGAGCUUGAGGCGCCACUGCUGUGGUCAGCGAAUUUAACCUCUCUUACUCGGUUGGAAUUAGUCGAUUGUGCAAGGAUAGUAUCCCUUCCCCCAGCACAAGUGUGUGCACAAUGGACGAUGCUUUACCUCUUAUCCAUACACAACUGCAAAGAACUGUCAUCAUUUGGUGGGAUACAAGCUCUCGUAUCCCUCCGUUCUUUAGCAAUUAGCGGGUGCGACAAGCUAAUUGAAGUUGCCCUGCUGCAGCAACCUCCGUUCCCAAACGAUCUCGGCCAAAAAAAGAAUGCAGUGGACUGCCUUUUGAAGCUUGAUUAUCUAUCAAUUGACCACCACGCUCUCCUGCUCUUGGAGCCAUUGAGAAGUCUCUCCUCCAUCAGCAAUUUGACUAUCUCUGAUGCUUCGCGACUCACCUCCUUACCUGAGGGAUGGCUACAAAAUCACACCACCCUCAAAGAGUUACACAUAUGGAAUGCACGCUCCCUUCUGUCCCUACCCCUCAGCAUGAAAAAACUGUGCUCCCUCGACGUUUUGGUUGUGGAAGAUGCUAAUCUCAUCCAGUCACUUCCAGAUCUGCCUACUUCACUGUAUUCUCUAAAGAUCACCGGGUGUCACCCCGUGUUGAAGGAGCAAUGCCAAGAGAAUAUAGGCCCCGAUUGGCCCAAGAUUGCCCACAUCCCUGAUGUGAGGAUUGAAUAGCAUUUGCGGAGGACUACUACUUGGCCUUUCUGGACAAUGCAGGAGCAGCCAGGUUGUAUCAAUUUGGGAGUAAAUUUAGUAGAUGCUCUGUCAAUAAGGCUCGGCUGACUCGUUGUAAAAGGAAUAUGAGAG
This is a messenger RNA of Ananas comosus (pineapple), 4050 nucleotides long. Its product is annotated as disease resistance protein RGA2-like. The coding region runs from base 322 to 3918 and encodes 1198 amino acids. Lineage: Eukaryota; Viridiplantae; Streptophyta; Magnoliopsida; Poales; Bromeliaceae. The record is from RefSeq and is a predicted model, not a curated record. Gene Ontology annotation, molecular function: ADP binding. The transcript is spliced from 5 exons. Gene Ontology annotation, biological process: defense response to other organism.